AUGGGUAAAAACAAAAGACUCAAGUCCUUAUCCAAGAAAGUUAAAGGAGGACCCGGGAAACCUAAAGCACCCCAAUCAACCGGAACCACCAAACCCAGCUCUGCUGCCAAAAAGUCGACACCCAAUUCAUCCUCGAUUACACCCUUGAAACCUCAUAAAUCCGCCCAAUACAGCAGCCCCAUAAUCCCCCUUUCCUCCAGCGAUUCCAUCCUUUUGAUCGGUGAUGGCGAUCUCUCAUUCGCGAGUUCUUUAAUUACUCACCACCAUGUGCACAAAUUGACCGCAACGGUUUAUGAGAAUGCCUUACCCGUUCUACUCGAGAAAUAUCCGCAAGCGGAAGAGAAUAUCAAGGUGAUUGAGGAAGCAGGAGCAGUGGUGAAAUACGGUGUUGAUGCUAUGAAGAUGAAGCCUUGGACGACGGCGAAGAGAGGGAAGGGGGACGGAUCGAUGGAUAGAGUGAUCUUUAACUUUCCGCAUGUGGGUGGGAAGAGUACGGAUAUAAAUCGACAGGUUAGGUACAACCAAGAACUCCUCGUCGCUUUCCUCCGCAAUUCCAUCCCUUCUCUCUCAUCGCGCAAAGGUUCCUCAAUAAUCGUCACCAUAUUCGAAGGCGAGCCCUACACCCUCUGGAAUAUUCGGGAUCUGGGUCGCCAUGCGGGAUUGGAAGUGGAAAGGAGUUUCAGAUUCCAAGCGAGCGCAUAUCCGGGGUAUAAACAUGCGAGGACAUUGGGAGUGGUGAAAGGGGGUGGUGGAUGGAAGGGGGAGAAUAGGGCUUCGAGAAGUUAUGUUUUUGUGAGGAAAGGGGAGGGAGCUGCGCCUGGACCUGGGAAUGGAAAGAGGAAGAGGGGGGAUAGUGAUGAUGAGAGUGGUGAGGAUGAGGGGGGAGAAGAGGAUGAGGGAGAAGAGGACGAUGAGGGAGGAGAUUUUGAAGAUUUUGAGGAUGAGAUGGCUGAGAAAGAUGAGGGGGGCAAUAAUGGAUCAGAAGAUGAGGGAAAUGAGGAGAAUGGACUUGAAGCCCCUCACGAGGUAGAAGACGACGAUGAGCCCACAACCGAAAAUUGGACCGAGACGAGAUGA
Sclerotinia borealis F-4128 is the source of this 1077-nucleotide messenger RNA. The record is from the annotation of a GenBank genome assembly. NCBI's taxonomy places the organism in Eukaryota, Fungi, Ascomycota, Leotiomycetes, Helotiales, Sclerotiniaceae.